AUGUUCGUCUUCAUCAAACAUGGAGAUAAUCAGCAGUUUCUGCUCAAUACCAAUUGCUCAGUCCUCCUGUUAUUGCAUUACAUCCGUCAUAAAAUGGGGUUAUCUAAAACAGAAACCAUCGAUUUGUGUGAUGAAAUGGGGACAAUGAAGUUUCUUUUCCUGACAAAGACCCCUGGAGACUAUGCCAGCAAAUUCCUUACGGCCCGAAACACCUACUACAUUUGUAGGGUGGAUCGUGGAGCACCAGGAACCCGACUUGAGAAUGCCUACAAAAAUUUCGUGCCUCUUCUGAAGAAUCCAGACCCUGAGCUACUUGAGGUACUGCGGGCACAAUGUGACCUCCUAGAGAAGAACCGGGUGAAGAUGAUUAGAAUCCAAGAAGCCAAGAAGGUCAUUCCAAUCGAAUCCACUGCAAAUCUUCCAUCUAAAUCAGGACGAUCAGAAGAAGAGAGUACUCCUACCACGCGGAGGAGUCCACUCUUUAAGACCAGAGCAGAUUUCCUCAAGAGGGAUAAACAUCAUUGACUAAAUAAACGGACCAAGUGAGAGCACUAA
This is a messenger RNA of Echinops telfairi (small Madagascar hedgehog), 555 nucleotides long. It is a transcript of the gene CUNHXorf65, whose product is annotated as chromosome unknown CXorf65 homolog. NCBI's taxonomy places the organism in Eukaryota, Metazoa, Chordata, Mammalia, Afrosoricida, Tenrecidae. The record is from RefSeq and is a predicted model, not a curated record. Bases 1 to 525 code for a protein of 174 amino acids. The transcript has 6 exons.